AUGCCGUUGGGAAAGUUGUCCAAAAGCCAGAUCCGGCAGGCCUAUGGCGUUUUGGGUGAGUUGAGCAAGCUUCUCAGCACAAAACCAUCCAAAUCAGAAAAGGACGUCGCCUCAAGACACACUGCCCUCCUCAGCAACUCCACUCAUUUCUACACUCUCAUACCGCACGACUUUGGACUCAAGGCCCCGCCCCUACUAGACAGUCUGGACGUCAUCAAGACCAAGUCUCGUAUGCUGGAGGACCUCCUGGAAAUGGAAGUGGCUUAUAGCCUCAUGAAGACGGAUGACAGAGACGUGAAUCCCCUCGAUGAUCACUAUGCCAAGCUGCACAAUCGCAUCCAGGUGUGUUAG
Dibothriocephalus latus is the source of this 351-nucleotide messenger RNA. The record is from the annotation of a GenBank genome assembly. NCBI's taxonomy places the organism in Eukaryota, Metazoa, Platyhelminthes, Cestoda, Diphyllobothriidea, Diphyllobothriidae.